Pogona vitticeps (central bearded dragon) is the source of this 1513-nucleotide messenger RNA. It is a transcript of the gene RBM34, whose product is annotated as RNA binding motif protein 34. NCBI's taxonomy places the organism in Eukaryota, Metazoa, Chordata, Lepidosauria, Squamata, Agamidae. Gene Ontology annotation, molecular function: RNA binding. The record is from RefSeq and is a predicted model, not a curated record.
CAGCCCUUUGAUUAAAUGGACUGGUCACCGCUGAGCCAGAAAGCUGGCGGGACGGGACGUUUGUCCUCCUUGGGCGUGACUCGCAACGGCGGAAGUCUACGCUUCGUGCCGCGCCGAGGAGGCGGAAGGGGCUCCGGCGGGCAGGAGGGGGGGAGGCGUGCAUUUUCAAGUUGGAGAUGAAGCCAGCCAAGGCGGCCCGCACUCGCAAAGGCGACGACGGCAAAGGAUAUGAAAAACUUCCUAUUGCCAAGUCAAAUGAAGACUAUGUUGUGGGGCAAGUAGCCAACAGUUUGUUUCAAAAUAAGCCCACGGCAUGUGGUACAGGGCCCCUGGUCCAUCUCUUCAGUGCUCCUGUGGCAGAAACACAGCCAGUGUAUAUUCCAGUACCAAGAGAAAGUAAGAAACGCAAGCAUAUAGAAGAGGAAGUAGCAAUAGAUGUUCACAGUACAUCUCCUAAAACAGAGUCUUUGAAAAAACUGAAGAAAGCAAACAGAAAAGAUCUCUCUCUAGGAGAGGAAAGGGUGGUAAAAAGGGAAUAUGCUUUGGAACAAGCUGAUGAAGAGGAGGAGGAAAAAGAAGCGCAGAUCAAACAGAAGUUGAAGAACAGACAUUCUCAGUUGAUUGCUAAGUGCCUUUCAGCUUCAGAUGAAGAUGCUGGAGUAAAGCAAAAGAAGAAACAAGUCAACCCCGUGGAGGAAGCGCUUAAGAAUAAGAGGACUCUUUUUGUGGGGAAUUUACCUGUUAGUUGUACAGCACAGAUGCUGAAGACCUUUUUCAAAGAAUACGGACAAAUAGAAUCCAUUCGUUUUCGCUCUUUGAUUCCAGCAGAGGAUUCUCUGUCCAAAAAAUUGGCAGCCAUAAAGCGAAAAGUGCAUCCUAAUAUGAAGUAUGUCAAUGCUUAUGUUGUUUUCAAGGAGGAGUAUGCAGCUAAUAAUGCCUUAAAACGUAAUGGAACAGAAUUUGUCAGUGGAUUCCACAUAAGAGUUGACCUUGCUUCAAAAUCUACUUGUCAUGAUAACAAGAGAUCUAUAUUUGUAGGAAAUCUCCCUUAUGAUAUUGAUGAUGAUACUGUAAGAAACCAUUUUUCUGAUUGUGGUGAUGUAACAGGUGUACGAAUUGUGAGAGAUCGGAACACGGGCAUUGGCAAAGGGUUUGGCUAUGUGCUGUUUGAGACUACAGAUGCAGUACACCUUGCACUAAAACUAAACAACUCUGAACUGAAAGGAAGAAAGCUAAGAGUGCAACGCUGUGUUGAGAAACUGAAAAUGCAAGAGAAAAGCUCGGACAAGAAUGUAAAAAAGCUUAUAGGACAUAAAUAUGCAAAGGCUUUUUCAGUGAAAAAUGAAAAACGAUUUUCCAGUAGUUCUUUUGCUGGUGAAAAAGCAGUCCCAAUGAAAAAGAGCAAAAAUUCAAAAUCAAAAAACAACACAAGGAAGAAACAGAGAAAUCCAAAAUGAAAUGUUUACACUAUACAUUUUGAACUUGUUUUUAAAUAAAUUUUAUUUCACAAACA